CUCUGGCACCUGCGAGGAAUAUUACUUUCAUUUGACUUGGCAAGGCCAGAUCCAGAAGAUCGAGAAACUAACUGAGUGUAAGCCAUCCUUCUGCAAGGUUAAAAACAUGGAGCUUACGACUUUAAACUACGAUUACAAUACAAAUUCAGAUUACCCUGAUGAAGAGCUGUGCAACCUCGACCCUGACCCCAUGGAGAUCAUCACCCAAACCUACAUCCACUCCUUCAUCUGUGCCUUCGGCCUGAUUGGCAACUCUCUUGUAAUCGUCACCUACAUAUUCUACAAGAGAACCAAGACGAUGACGGAUGUCUAUCUCUUCAAUGUGGCUGUGGCAGACCUGAUCUUCGUGUUGGCCCUGCCGUUCAUCAUAUACAACGAGCAGUACAAUUGGCCGAUGGGUUCUUUGGCUUGCAAAAUGCUAAGGUCAGCCUACGGUAUCAACCUCUACAGUGGCAUGCUCCUGCUUGCGUGCAUUAGCGGUGAUCGGUACAUUGCUAUAGUUCAGGCAAGAAGAUCCUUUGGGGCUCGCUCACGCUCUCUUAUCUACAGCCGCCUCAUCUGCUCUUCUGUUUGGGUGUUUGCAGUGGCUUUAACUCUGCCCACACUCAUCUACACUAAAUGCUUUGAAGAACCAAGUCCGGGGGCGGAUACGGUCACUGUGAAAUGUCAGCUGUAUUUCAGUAAAAAUGAAACAGCAAAGUUAGUGAAGGUGCUGGUUCCCAGCCUUCAAAUGGCAUUUGGCUUCCUGCUGCCUCUGCUGGUGAUGAUGUUCUGUUACUCCAGCAUCAUAUGCACCUUGCUGAGAGCACCGCAGAGCAGCCAGAGGCACAAGGCUGUCCGGGUGGUCUUGGCGGUUGUUGUGGUUUUCAUUUUGUGCCACCUCCCCUACAAUGUGGCUCUGCUGAAACACACUCUGUCUCUUUUCAAGGAGAGGAGCUGUGAGGCAGAAAAGGUUAAACUCCAGGUUCUGGCCAUUUCCCGUGGUGUAGCGUACCUCCACUGCUGUCUAAACCCCAUCCUCUACGCCUUCAUCGGGGUGAAGUUCAGAAGCCACUUCCGGCAAAUAAUGUUGGAUCUGUGGUGCUUUAGCAAAAAGUACAUCUACUCUGCUCGCUCGUCUCGCGGAACAUCUGAUGUUUGCAUCUCAGGCUACAAGUCUUCAGAAGGCUCUCACCACAUGUCAUCAUUCAGUGCAUGACGCUGCAGCCUUCUGAAGGAGAUCGAUGCUAAAGCUCAAAGAGCCUCUCAUCUUCCCAAGCCGUUGCUCUGCUGUAGCUGUAAGUAAAAUCAAUGCUUUAAAAAAUACUGGGUAACUCCAGUGAUUAAACAUUGUACGUUAGUAGAGUAGAUGGGGCGCCACAGAAACAAAGUUUAAAAAGCUGUCAAAAUAAGGCAACCAGAAACGGAGACAUCUUGACUUUUAGUUUGUAAAAUGCAUCAACUUGAGAAAAUGCUGGAUCCUUCGCUUCACAUAACGCAACUAGUAGCACUUUUUCUUAAGAUAAGCACUGUCUGGCACACACCCAUGUCUUUCUAUAUACUCCCACUUUGUAACAUAUGCUUUCUGAUAAUUAUCUCCAAGUCCAAGAAGAUUUAUACCCCAUCAGAGAUCAUCAUCAGAGUAAUUUUCUCACUUUAUAUUUGAAUUAUUAUGAUAUUACACAUGUUCCAUGUUUUAAGAUUAAUCUGACAUUUAUGUGUAAAAUCAGUAAUGUGAUCACAUGCACCUGUACAGACCUGUCAAGCAGGAAGAGCAGAGGUGCAACUAAUAACAUUAACAAUAACAGCACCAUGGGCCAAUUUAUAGAAAUUAGAUCUAUUCGUCAAUCUGAUCACCUCACACAAAUAUCCAGCUGUAUAUAUCCAGUGUAUAUGUAACUAUGGGUGUGAAUGACGUAUUAUCCUUAACCAAACUCACGACCGCUGACGGCUGCUUUUGUUGGUUUUAUUAACAUCUUUUUUUUUUUUUUUUUUAAUGUAACUGAAGUGAC
Messenger RNA from Toxotes jaculatrix (banded archerfish), 1991 nucleotides. RefSeq names its product chemokine (C-C motif) receptor 6b (gene ccr6b). Bases 107 to 1198 code for a protein of 363 amino acids. Gene Ontology annotation, molecular function: chemokine receptor activity. The transcript has 2 exons. Gene Ontology annotation, cellular component: membrane. NCBI's taxonomy places the organism in Eukaryota, Metazoa, Chordata, Actinopteri, Toxotidae. Gene Ontology annotation, biological process: chemotaxis; immune response; G protein-coupled receptor signaling pathway. The record is from RefSeq and is a predicted model, not a curated record.